Messenger RNA from Acipenser ruthenus (sterlet), 2170 nucleotides. RefSeq names its product sorting nexin-32-like. Lineage: Eukaryota; Metazoa; Chordata; Actinopteri; Acipenseriformes; Acipenseridae. The record is from RefSeq and is a predicted model, not a curated record. Bases 118 to 1335 code for a protein of 405 amino acids. Gene Ontology annotation, molecular function: phosphatidylinositol binding. Gene Ontology annotation, cellular component: endosome. The transcript has 13 exons.
GGUCUGGUCGGAAUCAGCUGACUAAUCCGAGUUCAGUGUCGAUUCAGAUAGAGAAGCACGUUUUGAAUUAUUUUAGAUUCUGGCUGAUCGCUGUGAUAUAUUAAAAGGUAGAAUAAAAUGGACGAAAGCCAGGCUCUGUUUGUGGGCGAGGAUAACAAGUCUCGGUCAGUCUCUGUGGAUCUCCACCAUGACUCCUUGCUCCAGGUGGAGAUUUCGGACGCGGUCAGCGAGCGGGACAAGGUCAAGUUCACCGUCCACACCAAGACUAGCCUGCCUCGCUUCAAGAGAGCGGAGUUCUCCGUGGUCAGACAGCACGAGGAAUUCAUCUGGCUUCACGACACUUACCUGGAGAACGAGGACUACGCCGGGAUCAUCAUCCCUCCCGCGCCCCCCAAGCCAGAUUUCGAGGCGUCCCGAGAGAAGCUGCAGAAGCUGGGGGAGGGCGACGGUUCGAUGACCCGCGAGGAGUUCGCCAAGAUGAAGCAGGAACUGGAAGCGGAGUACCUGGCGAUCUUUAAGAAGACCGUGGCGAUGCACGAGGUGUUUCUACAGAGACUGGCAGCGCACCCUGUACUGAGGAGAGACCACAACUUCUACGUGUUCCUGGAGUACGACCAAGACCUGAGCGUACGAGGGAAGAACAAGAAGGAAAUCUUUGGCGGCUUCUUCAAGAACAUGGUGAAGACCGCCGACGAAGCCCUGAUUGCCAGCACGUCCGGCCUAAAGGAAGUGGACGAGUUCUUUGACCACGAGAGGACCUUCCUCCUGGAGUACCACGUCCGGGUGAAGGACGCCAGCAUGAAGGCUGACCGGAUGACCAGGUCACACAAAAAUGUAGCUGAAGGUUACAUCCCCAUUUCAUCUGUGUUGAGCAGCCUAGGGACCCAGGAAAGUAGCAUUGUCAACAGGAACUUUCUGAAACUUGCAGAGCUGUUUGAGAAACUCCGGAAGGUCGAGGGACGAGUGGCUUCGGACAAGGAUCUCAAACUCUCAGACCUGCUCCGAUACUACAUGAGAGACUCACAGGCUGCCAAGGACCUGCUGUACCGCCGGGUGCGCUCGCUGGCGGAUUAUGAGAACGCCAAUAAGGUCCUGGACAAGGCGCGCAUGAAGAACAAGGAGGUGAAGCAGGCAGAGGGGCACCAGCAGCUCUGCUGUCACAGAUUCGAGAAGCUCUCCGGAUCCGCCAAGCAAGAGCUAAUGGAUUUCAAGGUGAGGAGGGUGUCUGCCUUCAGGAAGAACCUGAUUGAACUGACAGAGCUGGAACUAAAGCACGCCAAGGCGAGUUUGCUGCUGCUGCGAAACUGUCUCAUCUCUCUGAAAAUGGAGCACUGACAGCCAGACAGCAUCCGGGACGGUCAGGCGAGGCGAGGAGAUUGUGUCGUCUUCCAUUUCGUUGUUACAAUUGUGGCGAUUAUUAUUAUUGUAAUAAUGAAUGUUAUUAUUGUUUGUUAUCUUUUUAUUACUUCACCUAACAUCCAUCUUAGCCUUGCAGUGCUCCCCUAAAUCUGCCCAGCACUUUCUCUUUCUGUCUUGAACCACUGAGCUCCUCAAACCCACUGCCUUCCACACUGCAGCCCAGCACCCUAACCACUGAGCUCCUCAAACCCACUGCCUUCCACACUGCAGCCCAGCACCCUAACCACUGAGCUCCUCAAACCCACUGCCUUCCACACUGCAGCCCAGCACCCUAACCACUGAGCUCCUCAAACCUGCUGCCUUCCACACUGCAGCCCAGCACCCUAACCACUGAGCUCCUCAAACCCACUGCCUUCCACGCUGCAGCCCAGCACCCUAACCACUGAGCUGCUCAUCUGUGCAUUGGGGACGAUCACACAGAGAUGCAAGGGUAUAUAUAUAUAUAUAUAUAUAUAUAUAUAUAUUUUAUUGCUCAAUUCUGGGUUAUGCAUUUAAUGACGUACCAUGUGUAUAAUGUAUGUAUGUAUUUAUGUAUGCAUAUAAUGAUGUGUCACAUGUAUAAUGUAUGUAUGCCUGUAAUGACGUAGCGUAUGUUGUAUGUAUGUUCAUGUUGUUACCUAUUCCAGAAGUGAAAUACUGACACACACCAAGCCCUGCUUAUCCAGUCACUGGAGAAAACCAUCUGAAUUAUAUAUAUAUAAUCAUAAUAAUUAAAAAAUAAUUCAAAUGACUACACCUGCCCUCCCAUCAG